AUGUUGAAGAUCUCCGUCAACAACAACAACAAUAAUAAUAAUAAUAAUAAUAGUAAUAAUAAUUAUAAUAUCUAUCUAUCUAUCUAUCUAUCUAUCUAUCUAUCUAUCUAUCUAUCUAUCUAUCUAUCUAAAAUUCAUAUUGUUUCUUUUUGCCUAAUCCACUCAUACUAUUCUUUCUUUCUUUCUUUCUUUCUUUCUUUCUUUCUUUCUUUCUUUCUUUCUUUCUUUCUUUCUCAUUCUCGAAUUCCAUCUACUUGCCCUGAAGUUCUUUCCCUUCCAUAUUUUUACCACUUAAUUUCUUUCUUGCUUUCUUCAACACUUUCAAUUACUUUUGAAGCUAUUUUUUUUACAUUUACUUCAUACCGAUCUUUCUUUUUCAUUAUUAUCAAUUUCUUUCUGAACACCCAUCACUUUAAUCCCAUUUAUUCUUAUCCUGUUUUCAUUUUUAUUCUUAUUUUCUCCUUCAAUCUAUCUCCUUUACGCUCAUUCCAUUAUUACUAUCCUCACUUGUCUCAAGUAAUUCUUUAUUUUGUUUCUUAUAAAUACCCGAUUUUUUUCUUCUUUGAUUUCUUCACUAUCUUCCAUAUCUUUUUAUGA
Messenger RNA from Acanthosepion pharaonis, 597 nucleotides. Lineage: Eukaryota; Metazoa; Mollusca; Cephalopoda; Sepiida; Sepiidae. The record is from the annotation of a GenBank genome assembly.